AUGAACAGCGAGGAGACGGCGUCGACUGAUUCGCAACCUGCGGUCCCACUUAUCGGACUCGAUACGAAUAACAAGGCAGGGCAAAAUCGGACACUGGGUCAAGCACGGAUUAGACUUUUUCCAGGUUGGUUCUGUGGCUCUUCCGUUGACCGUUCGUCUGACAGAAUAUGGGUUCAGGAAAAUCCUGACAAGCCAUUGACCCUGCACACUUCCCCAGCCAAUGUAGCACAAUCUACCAUCCCUCGGUUGAUUUCAGUCGUGGAGAUCCUGAAGCGCGAAUACCUGAAAACCUGGGAUGUUUCUGCAGGACAGCUGACGGGGCUGCAUCAGUACAAUGAACUACAAUGGGAGCAACGUGGCGAGAUCGCUGCAGAAGGAGAAGAACGAGCAAGCACCAUAGCAAGAGCUUUGGAAGGUAAAAAAUACCCCAAGCUCACACUUGCGCCUUAUAUGAAAGUCACGCUGUGCAGGAAGGCUCUUCCAGGAAUGCAUGAGAAGAAAGACGUGACAUACCAGACACCACAGACACGACGACUGUCCAAGACUACAAAGGCGAGAUUGAAGAAAAAAGCAAAGCAGCAGAUGCCUUAG
Messenger RNA from Suillus subalutaceus, 591 nucleotides. RefSeq lists its product as uncharacterized. Bases 1 to 591 code for a protein of 196 amino acids. The record is from RefSeq and is a predicted model, not a curated record. Lineage: Eukaryota; Fungi; Basidiomycota; Agaricomycetes; Boletales; Suillaceae. The transcript is spliced from 3 exons.